AUGGUUUUUGCCGUCCCAGAACAGCCCAAAACCGAACUCGGUCGUUACCGCAUUCUUUCCAGCACAGCUGGUGUUCGUGUCUCUCCAAUUGCGCUCGGCGCCUUGUCCCUUGGGAAGUCCUGGUCCUUGAUCAUGGGCACCGUGGAUGAGGAGCAGUCCUUUGAGCUUUUGGACGCAUACACGGAUGCCGGCGGGAAUUUUAUUGACACAGCAAAUAACUACCAAAAUGAGGAUUCAGAGAAGUAUAUCGGCAAAUGGAUGGCGGCAAGAGGCAACCGGGACCUUCUAUUCAUCGCCACGAAAUUUACCAAUUCCUACCGUACGCAUGAGCUGGGGACUGGCAAGACAGGCCGAUGGAACGUAAUGCGCCGUGAUUUCGAGAGAGAGAUCAUUCCUAUGGCCCUUCAUUUUGGUAUGGCGCUUUGCCCAUGGGAUGUUCUUGGAGGUGGUCAAUUUAAAACUGCCAGACAGCUUGAAGCGGCGGAAAACUCCAACCAGGGAAGCCGCAGCGGUGUCCAGAGUGAGGAGGCUCGCCAGGUUAGUGCAGCGUUGGAGAGGGUGGUUUCUGGGCACGGAAUCAACAGCGUCCAACAGAUUGCCCUCGCCUAUAUCAUGCAGAAGGCAAGGAAUGUGUUUCCGGUAGUUGGUGGCCGAAUGGUCGAGCACCUGCAUGACAACAUUGGUGCUUUGAGCAUCUACUUGACGGAUGAGCAGAUUCGAUACCUGGACAGUAUAAAAGACUUUGAUCUUGGAUUUCCGCUGAACUUCAUUGGUGAUGAUCCCAAGGAAAUAGGCACUCAGCCCCGGAUGAUGGAGAUUCUGACAGGUGCUAAGAUUGCCUGGCAAAAGUCUCCCAAACCUAUCGGUCACGACUGA
Molecule: messenger RNA, 876 nt
Organism: Talaromyces marneffei
Lineage: Eukaryota; Fungi; Ascomycota; Eurotiomycetes; Eurotiales; Trichocomaceae
Exons: 2
Coding region: 1-876 (291 amino acids)
Source: RefSeq, a predicted model, not a curated record